ACGCUAAUGGACUCCACCACGGCGACGGCAGAGCUGGGCUGGACAGUGCAUCCUCCCUCAGGGUGGGAAGAGGUGAGCGGAUACGACGAGUACAUGAACACGAUCCGGACGUACCAGGUGUGUAACGUCUUUGAGUCCAAUCAGAACAACUGGCUGCGGACCAAAUACAUACGGAGGAGAGGAGCUCACCGCAUCCACGUGGAGAUGAAAUUUUCCGUCCGGGACUGCAGCAGCAUCCCAAGCGUUCCCGGCUCCUGCAAGGAGACCUUCAAUCUCUACUACUUCGAAUCUGACUUUGACUCGGCCACCAAGACUUUUCCCAACUGGAUGGAGAACCCCUGGGCAAAGGUGGACACCAUUGCGGCUGAUGAGAGCUUCUCCCAGGUGGACCUGGGUGGCCGCGUGAUGAAGAUCAACACCGAGGUGCGCAGCUUCGGGCCGGUCUCCAAGAACGGAUUCUAUCUGGCGUUCCAGGACUAUGGGGGCUGCAUGUCCUUAAUCGCUGUCCGGGUCUUCUACCGCAAGUGCCCCCGAGUGAUCCAGAACGGGGCCGUGUUUCAGGAGACGCUCUCGGGAGCAGAGAGCACUUCGCUGGUAGCGGCCAGGGGGUCGUGCAUUACCAACGCAGAGGAGGUGGAUGUCCCCAUCAAGCUGUACUGCAAUGGGGACGGGGAGUGGCUGGUGCCCAUUGGACGGUGCAUGUGCAAGGCUGGCUACGAAUCGGUGGAGAACGGGACCGUCUGCAGAGGCUGCCCAUCGGGGACGUUUAAGGCCAGCCAAGGGGACGAAGGGUGCAUUCACUGCCCAAUUAACAGCAGGACAACUUCGGAAGGGGCCACCAACUGCGUGUGCCGAAAUGGAUAUUACCGGGCAGACUCCGACCCCCUGGAUAUGCCAUGCACCACCAUCCCAUCCGCCCCCCAGGCCGUGAUCUCCAGUGUGAACGAGACGUCGCUGAUGCUGGAGUGGACCCCACCCCGGGACUCCGGGGGCCGCGAGGACCUGGUGUACAAUAUCAUCUGCAAGAGCUGCGGCUCGGGGCGCGGCGCCUGCACCCGCUGUGGGGACAACGUGCAGUUCUCCCCACGCCAGCUGGGCCUGACAGAGCCCCGCAUCUACAUCAGCGACCUGCUGGCCCACACCCAGUACACCUUUGAGAUCCAGGCCGUGAACGGGGUCACCGACCAGAGCCCCUUCUCCCCACAGUUUGCCUCAGUCAAUAUCACCACCAACCAGGCCGCCCCUUCUGCUGUGUCCAUCAUGCACCAGGUCAGCCGGACGGUGGACAGCAUUACCUUAUCGUGGUCUCAACCUGACCAGCCCAACGGAGUCAUCCUGGAUUAUGAACUGCAAUACUUUGAGAAGGAUCUGAGUGAAUUCAAUGCCACAGCAGUGAAGAGCCCCACCAACACCAUGACUGUGCAGAACCUCAAAGCCGGCACCAUCUACGUCUUCCAGGUGCGGGCACGCACCGUGGCCGGCUACGGCCGCUACAGUGGCAAGAUGUACUUCCAGACCAUGACCGAAGCUGAGUACCAAACCAGCGUCCAGGAGAAGCUGCCGCUCAUCAUCGGCUCCUCCGCAGCGGGUCUGGUGUUCCUCAUUGCCGUGGUCGUCAUCAUCAUUGUGUGCAACAGAAGACGGGGCUUCGAGCGAGCCGACUCCGAGUACACUGACAAGCUGCAGCACUAUACCAGUGGCCACAGUACGUACCGCGCACCCGUGCCUGGCCUGGGGGUCCAUUCCUUCUUCGUGACUCCGGGAAUGAAGAUUUACAUUGACCCCUUCACCUAUGAAGACCCCAAUGAGGCCGUCAGGGAAUUUGCAAAGGAAAUCGACAUCUCUUGUGUCAAAAUUGAGCAGGUGAUCGGAGCAGGGGAGUUUGGGGAAGUGUGCAGUGGGCACCUCAAGCUGCCUGGCAAGAGAGAGAUCUUUGUGGCCAUCAAAACGCUGAAGUCGGGUUACACGGAGAAGCAGAGACGGGACUUCCUGAGCGAGGCCAGCAUCAUGGGGCAGUUCGACCACCCCAACGUUAUCCACCUGGAGGGGGUGGUCACCAAGAGCGCCCCUGUCAUGAUCAUCACCGAGUUCAUGGAGAAUGGCUCCCUGGACUCCUUUCUCCGGCAAAACGAUGGGCAGUUCACGGUGAUCCAGCUGGUGGGCAUGCUGCGGGGCAUCGCCGCGGGCAUGAAGUACCUGGCUGAUAUGAACUUCGUGCACCGGGACCUGGCGGCCCGCAACAUCCUCGUCAACAGCAACCUGGUCUGCAAGGUGUCCGACUUCGGCCUGUCCCGCUUCCUAGAGGAUGACACCUCGGAUCCCACCUACACCAGUGCGCUGGGUGGGAAGAUCCCGAUCCGGUGGACGGCGCCUGAAGCAAUUCAGUAUAGGAAAUUCACCUCAGCCAGCGACGUGUGGAGCUACGGCAUAGUCAUGUGGGAGGUGAUGUCCUAUGGGGAGCGGCCCUACUGGGAUAUGACCAAUCAAGAUGUGAUAAAUGCGAUAGAGCAGGAUUAUCGGCUGCCCCCUCCCAUGGACUGCCCCAACGCCUUGCACCAGCUAAUGCUCGACUGCUGGCAGAAGGACCGGAACCACAGGCCCAAAUUCGGGCAGAUUGUCAACACGUUGGACAAAAUGAUCCGGAACCCCAAUAGCCUGAAAGCCAUGGCACCCCUCUCCUCCGGGAUUAACCUCCCUUUACUGGACCGCACAAUCCCCGAUUACACCAGUUUCAACACAGUGGAUGAAUGGCUGGAUGCCAUCAAGAUGGGCCAGUACAAGGAGAGCUUUGCCAGCGCCGGCUUUGCCACCUUUGACGUGGUGUCACAGAUGACCAUGGAGGACAUUCUGCGAGUCGGGGUCACUUUAGCAGGCCAUCAGAAGAAAAUUCUGAACAGUAUCCAAGUGAUGCGAGCACAGAUGAAUCAGAUCCAAUCUGUGGAGGUUUGAUGUUCACACGUCCUCACGCUCCUCUUCCUCAAGGCCCUUCUCCCCUUUGCCCCUGUACGUCCAAGCUCCAGGUCUUGAGUGUUCUGCAUUCACCAGAGACAGGCAGCUGCUCUAAGGAUCGUGGCAACAGGAAGCAACAUCCUGACAACAAAAAGUUGCCAAGAGCUUCUAGAAUUUAAGCAAUGGAAAAAAGGGAACAAGGAAGACAAAUAUUUUGGGAAAACUAUGAAAUAUUUUUUAAAAAUAAUAAUAAUAAAGCAAUGGCAUUUUCGAAAAGGGCUCUGAGAUCCACAGGAGUCUCCAAAGGGAGAUACAAGAGCAGAUCCUUUCAUUUCCUUCUUGCACAAGGCUGCUUCAGCAGGCCUCAGACACCUCUGGAGCAAAGAGACUUUGUCAAGGAGAUGAAAGCCAAGUGAAGACACGGGAAGCGCUCCUCCUUUUCUCCCUUGGGAUGGUGACUCUGGGGACAUCCUGCAGCCAGCAGUCGUCCCCGAAAGCCCCCAGCUGGCGAAUCACAGGGGGAGAGAGAGCUGAGAAGUUCUUGCCGUGUAAUGGACCAAGCGCAUCUGUAAAGUGGCAAACUUUUGCAAAGCUGAAGAUUUUUGUAAAAUAAACAAACUGAGACGAGAAGAGUCUUUUUUCCUGCAGAUGCGAAGAAACCUUGAACCCAUUGGGAGUGGGGGAUGGGGAAACCAAUCCUUUUUAGAGCUCUUAUUUUCUUGCUCUUGCCAUGGAACGGUUUAGUGAGUGACGCGUUUUCCAGGGGUCUGCCCAUCCAGCCCUCCAAUGGCAUCAUUGUCUCAUACAUAUCAUAUGCACAAGACUUUUAGUGAUCGCCUCACUAGUUGCCAAUGACCUUUUCUCAGAAGACUUCCCAAGUACAGUAUGUAGUAGUUUUUGAUUACAAAUGCUGACGUGUCCAUUUAUUUUUCUGUUGUCGUUGUUUGGAGAUUUGUCCUUUGACCUUGUUUGUUUACAACAAUUUGUGGCUUGGGGGAUGGAUUUUGUUUUUUGGUUGGUUGGUUGGGUUUUUUUAUGAAAAGGAACUGACAUUUCCAGGCUUCGGAUCUCUCAAGAACUUGAACCUUCUCCCUGUGGAAGGAGAAUUGCAGCUUACCGACUAGACAAUACGCCAAGGGCAAGAGUUUUUAUAUUCACGUUUCCUCCUCUUUGCUCGUUUGUUAUUUUGUAAUUUCCAUUGCCUGACAGCUGUUUAUAACUGCCGUGUGUCCGGCUGAAAUAACCACUGCCCAGCUGGGGCUGCUGCUGCAGGGCGGGGCAGGGUUAUGGAGGGUUUUGUGGAUGGGGAAAGAGGGGUCAUUCCACAGGUCAUGAUCAGAGCCCUUUGGAGACGCAGGACUGUUUAGAGAGCUGAGAACCGGUCCUACCAGCUGUGACAAAAGAAGAUGUGGUGCAUGCAGCAGAGAGAGGGAGGGGGGAUGCACUACAGGCAGCAGCCAGUAUCCUGCGUAAGGUUUCUCAGAGUAGGGACGCUGUCCCAGGCCAGGAUGUAAAUCAUUCACUGUGAUACCUAACGCCAUGCACUCAGAUGCUCACCCCCUGCCUCAGGAGGUGCUUCAUGUGCCAAAGGUUUCGUUCUCAGCUGCCACAUCUAGGGGAGGCCAAAACAGCAAAAGCUGUCUGGCCAAGGGCGCCGCAGCAGGCAGGUCCCUCCCCAGGCCAAACCAGCCGACCAGGCAGUCAGGGGGUUUAUAAAGAACUGACGUAAAGGCUUUAGUUACAGAACAAUCCCCGGUACUUGGACAUACCACUGGACAAAUCGGAGGGCAGUGCAAGAGAGCAAACGCUUGGAUUUGCUCUUGUAGCUUUCAUCCCCUGUGUCCUUCUGGGCAUGUGCGGUGUCACUCGGCGUUCCUCGGGCUGCGCCCAGGGUCGCCACGUCAUUCGAACAGGAACACCUUUGCUUGGCAGUGGCACAGGGCCUUGAAGACGUGUUCACAGGGAGCUGCUCUUGGUUAUUUUCCAGUGGCUAACGCCAAAAGGGCAAAGCAUGUGCUGUGGAUAGAACCCUAUGUGCGGCGUACCCUCCUGGGCCACGCAGGCUUAUACCGGAGUCUUUAUAAAAUAUGUCAAGCCCUGUACAAAAUACUUAACGUUUUCCCCUUAAGAUUUGACCGGGAGACAAAACAUGGCUGAGAGACAGGGUCGCGGUGAGCUUUGGGUCACCCCUCUGCUUAGCUCUGUUCUCUCUGGUGUGUUCGGUGCACAGCUACCGCAGCAGGAGCCUGAAAUGCCAAGUCUGCCUCUCAAGGGUCUGUUCAUCUGAAAUGUGUCUAGAUACUGGGCCUGGUUUUUACAUGGCUUGAUGGCCAAACAGUCACUGGAAUUCUGGGGACCUCUAUAACUGGGCCGUGCUGUGGCCUGGGGUCCAUAGUUCUCAGUGGCCUCAGUGUCCAUUCAGAGCAAGCACUCUGAAAUGAAUGGCACUGCUCCAGAUUUCACUGCGAGCAGAAUUUGGCCCAGUCUCUGAUGAUUGGGGUGAGAAACGCCAGGCGUUCUGUAGGCUCCUGGGGGCCCGGGGGUGUCAGCUGGCCGCACUGAGUUCUGACGCACAGUCAAGUCAGUCUUUAUGUGUAUAUUCCACUGCGGCGUGUGUAAACUGGCCCUGUGUUUGACAAGCACUGUACCUGAUAACGGUGUGGUCUAGCUGUACAGGAUUGGCACACAAGAGACAGUGGUGUCAGCUGGAGCAUUCCUAGUGUUUGCCGGGAGCGUACUGGGAAAAUGGAGGCCUCCCUACACAGUCUAUAAUAGAUGGGUGAGCAGAGCAGCAGAGAGAAAUGCUUUCAUGCUGCAUCUCUCUCUUCCACUGCAAGUGCUACAUUUUAACAAGGGAGAGCUCCUCAGUGUCGCCCGAGGGUAUCGGACGAGGCGGCUCAGUGCCAGCCCCGGGGGACGGGCGCACAGGGCUGUACUGCGUCGUAUAGCCAUAGCCAACCAGCUGCUUUGUGCACAAGGAAAGCGUUUGAGUGCGAGGAGAGCUGCCUCUGUAGAAAACCCACCAGCAAAUUCCAGUGGGGCAACCAUCUGGAAUGAUCACAUGAUGCGCUUGCAUGGUCUUUCCCAGACAAUGCUUGACUGUUCUGUGCCACCCAUUACAUGCUUCCAUGAACUCAGUAGGAGUGGUGGCCAUGCUGCAGCCCUCAGAGUCGGUGACCUUCGGACAGGGCUCUGGGAAGAACUUAUGAUCGUGUCCACUGGGCAAUUUUCUGUCUUGAUGCACUAAACCUGCUCUUCGCCAGCCAACUGGCGUUAUACGCAUCUAACUGCCUGACCCCACCCACUGUGAAAGAAGGGAUUGUACAGAGCAGUGGAUCCCGUAGUUGGCAUGGGCUGUGGCAGCCAAAGGUGCAUCUUCAUAUCUUCCCCAGACCAAAAAUCACACGUCGUCAAUCCAAGAAGAGCAUGUUUUCUAGUCUGUUAAUACCAAGCGUCACUGUGACAGCUUACCUGGGACUAGCGGAGAAUGAGACAGAAAUGGAAAGAACUAAUAAUGCACCACUUCUCUCUGCAGCUCUCCAGCUCUUCCUGAGGACGUGAGGAGCCACUGUCCAAUGUUCCUCACCCUCCCUUUGCCUGGUAAUGCUUCUGGAGUUAGGGUCUGCUCCUAGGAAAGCAGAGAGCCACUGGGGUGAUUUCAAAACAAUUGCAUUUCAUGGGUGUAAAACAUACUCUUCUGAAACAUUCUUCUAGUGGCAAAAAUCAGCGUCAUACAGAGAGCAGGUAACAAGUGAAAAAGUAAUGUGGACACUGUGACACAAUGUGUGUGUGUGUGUGUGUGUGUGUGUGUGUGUG
Molecule: messenger RNA, 6765 nt
Organism: Terrapene triunguis (Three-toed box turtle)
Lineage: Eukaryota; Metazoa; Chordata; Testudines; Emydidae
Gene: EPHB2
Product: EPH receptor B2
Exons: 15
Coding region: 7-2949 (980 amino acids)
Biological process (GO): central nervous system projection neuron axonogenesis; axon guidance; angiogenesis
Cellular component (GO): plasma membrane; neuron projection
Molecular function (GO): transmembrane-ephrin receptor activity; protein binding; ATP binding
Source: RefSeq, a predicted model, not a curated record